AUGCGACGAGAACAGAUCCACGCAUGUCCAUCCUGGCGGAAUGUCUAUCCCCGUAAUGAUUGCGUGUUUGUCAACACCAAUUCAGACCUUGAAGGGAUGAAAGGGCUUGAAGUUGCCAGAGUCAGAUGUUUUUUUUCCUUUAGAUAUAAUUGGGCCGCCACGUAUCCAUGCGCUCUUGUUCAUUGGUUCGAUAAGGUCGGUGACUCUGCCGACAAGGAUACUGGCAUGUGGAUAGUCCAUCCAAGUGUUCGUGACGAUGGCACCCCAAACCUUGCUGUUAUUCAUAUUGACACCAUUUACCGUGCAGCGCACUUAAUCCCUGUCUACGGUCCCGAUUUCAUUCCUAAGGACAUUGAGUAUUUUCAUUCUUAUGAUGCUUUCCGCUUAUUCUAUGUCAAUAAAUACGCCGAUCACCAUGUGUUCGAGAUAGCGUCUUGA
Molecule: messenger RNA, 438 nt
Organism: Suillus subalutaceus
Lineage: Eukaryota; Fungi; Basidiomycota; Agaricomycetes; Boletales; Suillaceae
Exons: 1
Coding region: 1-438 (145 amino acids)
Source: RefSeq, a predicted model, not a curated record